Molecule: messenger RNA, 1252 nt
Organism: Homalodisca vitripennis (glassy-winged sharpshooter)
Lineage: Eukaryota; Metazoa; Arthropoda; Insecta; Hemiptera; Cicadellidae
Product: thyrotropin-releasing hormone receptor-like
Exons: 5
Coding region: 1-1167 (388 amino acids)
Biological process (GO): G protein-coupled receptor signaling pathway
Cellular component (GO): membrane
Molecular function (GO): thyrotropin-releasing hormone receptor activity
Source: RefSeq, a predicted model, not a curated record
AUGGAGGAUUGCGAGGACAACCUAACGAUAGCAAUGGGUUGGAUUGAGGAGAGAGAUCUCUGGUGUAACGACAGUCUCUAUCUCAUCAACGACAGCCUUAGAGUGCCAGAGUUCUACUCGCAUCGUUACCGUAUCGUUGGAACUAUCUUCCAGGGGAUCGUGUUCCUGGUGGGCAUCUUGGGUAACCUGAUGGUGGUGGUUGUGGUGAAGCGGACCCGAAGCAUGCACUCACCCACCAACUGCUACCUGGUAUCCCUCGCCAUGGCAGACAUGGUUGUCCUGAUCGCUUCAGUUCCUAAUGAGAUCCUCAGCUACUACCUGGUUGGCAACCACUGGUUGUGGGGGGAUCUCGGUUGUUCGCUCUUCGUCUUCUUCCAGAACCUCGGAAUUAACUCAUCCUCACUCAGCCUCAUCGCUUUCACUUUCGAAAGGUAUAUGGCAAUCUGCCACCCUAUGAAGGCUCACAAAGUCUGUACACAGCGACGAGCCAAGAAGAUUAUCUUCUCUGUGUGGGUUUUAGCAGUGCUCUACUGUUCUCCCUGGCUUUUCCUCACGACAACCAAGCCCCUCAAUUACCGCGGUUUCCCUCAAGCGCGGUUCUGUGACUUCAAACGGCCCAGAGACGAGUAUCUCCCCUACUACUUCACCGACCUGGUUGUUUUCUAUCUGGUGCCGUUGUUCGUCUCUUGUGUUCUCUACGGCCUCAUUGCCCGAACCCUGCUCAACCGGAGGGUGAUCCGCGCAGCUGGGAAAGCCUCUUCCACAGUUGUCCUUACCGAGGCUGCUUCUUCCUCUAGGAGUCAGGUAGUCAAGAUGCUUGCAAUGGUAGUAGCAGUAUUUGCAACACUAUGGCUGCCUUACAGGGGUCUCUUGGUGUAUAACUCCUUUGCAAUUCUCUUCUCGAAGCCUAAGUAUAUGGAUCUGUGGUUCUUGAUGUUCGCCAAAACUUGUGUAUUUAUAAACAGUGCCAUCAACCCUAUACUUUACAACGCAAUGUCCACAAAAUUUCGAAGAGCAUUCCAGAAGCUGCUACUGUGCGGGGAGCCAGUGCAGAGCAUGAACAUAUCCAACCUGCAGGAACUGUCUCGGGGAGUGUCUACCAGGGAGAGUGUCCUGCAGCAGAAGCGCAGGAAAGCGGAGAGUUUUAGUACCACGACAUCUCUAUGACAGGAAGGCAACCCGGAUAAAGUGGAGAGGAUAUGACAACUGGGAAACCGGUGGUAAGCUACGACAUAGACAAGGACGGGAACAG